Messenger RNA from Triplophysa rosa, 2768 nucleotides. It is a transcript of the gene olfm2b, whose product is annotated as olfactomedin 2b. Gene Ontology annotation, biological process: signal transduction. The record is from RefSeq and is a predicted model, not a curated record. Bases 152 to 1630 code for a protein of 492 amino acids. The transcript has 7 exons. Lineage: Eukaryota; Metazoa; Chordata; Actinopteri; Cypriniformes; Nemacheilidae.
CUAUCAGUGUGUGUGUAAGUAAUGUGCUGGUCAGCAGUGAAUCAGUGUCUUCAUCAGAUUCAGGUUGUGUCAUCAGGAGUCUGAUUUCUAUCUGCACUUUCUUCUGUUUUUACGAAGUUUCUUGACUAGUGAAUAGUUAUUUUUGUGGUGAAUGGAGAUGAGUGUUGCCAUGCUGAAGAUUGGAGCCGUGUUGAGCACUAUGAUCAUGAUCACUAACUGGAUGUCACACAAACUGCCAACACUGGUAGGACUUCGUCAAGACGUCGCUCGACCGGGAACAUCUGAGAAAAUCAUCAGUGUGUUGUAUCCAGGUGAGGAUGAUGGUUGGCAGGUGUACGGCUCUGUUCAGGGGAAGUGUGUUUGUUCUAUACGCUCACCCGUUCAGAGCGUUUGCAGCGGUGACCCGCGCUACAUCCAUCUGCGACAGACGUCUGAUCACGUGCAGAAUGUUUCUCAGUAUAUUGAAAUGUUAAACUCGCGGACAUCUCAAGAUCUUCAGCAACUACGAGACUCAGAGAUGCUCCUCGUCACCAUGGAGACCAGAUUGAAAACAGCCCUUAAUAAUGCACAAAGUUUGACAACUAAGAGUCUGCAGGAGUUGAGAUGGAGUAUGUCUGAGUUUCGGCCGCUGCGGUUGGUGUUGGGUCGCUUCAGGUCAGAUGUGAGUCAGUUUGACUCUCUGAGAGAAGAGACGAGCAGACUCCAUGACUCUCUCUCCAUCCUGAAGGAACACUUCACAUUACAAUACUAUCAUCAACUCCAACACAAAGCCUCAACACUUCAACACAAUCUACACACCUGCUCCAGCCGACUGGGUUGUGGCAGAUUGACAGGUAUCAGCGCUCCUGUCACUGUCAGAUCUUCAGGGUCACGUUUUGGAUCGUGGAUGAUGGACAGUUUGAUUGACAGCUUGGACAACCGCGUGUGGGUGAUGGAGGGUUAUUUUAAAGGCAAGCGUCUGGUGGAGUUUCCGUCUCUCAGUGAUUUUGCCACAGGACAGAACUUCAUCAUUCACCAUCUUGAUCAGCCGUGGUCCGGUACAGGUCAUGUGGUGUAUGACGGCUCUCUGUACUAUAACAAACACAACAGUAACACACUGAUCCGCUAUCAGCUGAGCUCCGGACACAUUCUCGCUCAGCGUGAUCUGGAUCAGGCCGGAUUCAACAACACGUUCCCGUACUCGUGGGGCGGAUCGUCAGACAUCGAUCUGAUGGCGGAUGAGGCGGGACUGUGGGCGGUCUACACAACUCUUCCUCACGGAGGGAACGUGGUGCUCAGUCGUCUGGAUCCCGACACGCUGCAGGUGAUGGAGUCGUGGGACACGGGCUUUCCCAAACGCAGCGCCGGAGAAUCCUUCCUCAUCUGUCAGACUCUCUACCUGACCAACUCGCACCUGGCCGGCGCUAAAGUUCACUUCAGUUACCACACCAGCACGUCAUCCUACGAGUACACCGACAUCCCGUUUCACAACCAAUACUCACACAUCUCCAUGCUGGACUACAACCCCCGCAUGCGAGCGCUCUUCACCUGGAAUAACGGACAUCAGGUGAUCUAUGACAUCACUCUCCUGCACUUCAUCAAGACCACCAAAAACAACCACAGAAACAUCAGCAACGUCAUAUCCAAAUGACUGUAGACUGUUAUGAUGAGAUCUGUUUCUCUUGUGAUGGAUGAAUCAUGACAGUGAUGCAUGAGAGUUAAAACGGUUAGGACAGAGAAGUCAAAUGCUGUAUGUAACAGAGCAAGUGGUGUUGUAAAUCGUCCGGUGUUUGUGAAUUCAACAAAUUGUGAAUAAAUGCUCUAAAGGAGUGUUCUGUUGUUUAGAAUGUUUGAUUUACAUGUUUACAGCUAAUUAACCUUGCUUUUAUUAUAGUAGGCUAAAAGUUGAGUCAUGUUUUUUGGCAGAUUGAUUAUCAUUCCUAGUUUUACUGAAAUUCAGUUUUGGUUAUUGUGGUAAAGCAAUAUUACAUUUGUUGUAGUUAAAUGUGGUUGUUAUGUGGUCAAAUCAUCAUUCACGUUUUACAUUGUUUUCUAUUCGAUGAAACUUUAUUUUGUGAGGUGACCAGAUUUCGUUUUUCAUGAAAACUGGGGACAUUUUCUAGUUAAACGGUCAAAGUAUCAUUGAAAUCUCGUUUGUUAUAAUCAAUCAAUUAAUAAAAAAAUUUGUUCCACAUAAUUAUUCAUGAGUUUUUGUACUAUUGCAAUUAAUUACAAUAGUAUGAUAUUGUUUGCAGAUCAAACUGACCAUAACUGGUUGUAAUCAAGUUGACCAAAACUCUAUGGAAUAAUAGUCCACUGUGAAAAUAGUAAAUACUAACCAUUGCAAAUGAUCAAAACAGUUGCACGCAUUAACACAAAUUUCAAUAACACUACAAAAAUAUAACAAAUUACAUUAAGGUUCCAUUCACAAAGCAUUUAUAAAUGUGUUCAUUAAUGAUUAAUUAGCCAUUUGCAAAUGUAUUAUAAAGCAGUUAUAACGGCAUGAAUAAAAAGAAGGAUUCUAACCAAAUACCUGCCAAAUAGUGAGCCAUUAUUAACUCAAUGUAUUUAUUCAGAUUUAUUUGACUCGAAAGCAGAUUCAUUAUUAUCUUGAUGUUGUUUGCAAAAUAGGCUGUCAGACCGGAGAUUAUACAUUUUUUUCAAAUGAGGUGUUUUGAAGUUGUGAAUGAAUACUUCACAGGCGUCCACUUUUCUUUGAAGUGCACUUUCAUGGGCUGUCAAUACUUCUAAAUGUAUGACUCACAUCAGAGAUGUAGCCUUGUGAGCCA